This is a messenger RNA of Trypanosoma theileri, 315 nucleotides long. RefSeq lists its product as uncharacterized. The transcript has a single exon. The coding region runs from base 1 to 315 and encodes 104 amino acids. NCBI's taxonomy places the organism in Eukaryota, Euglenozoa, Kinetoplastea, Trypanosomatida, Trypanosomatidae. The record is from RefSeq and is a predicted model, not a curated record.
AUGACGAUGUUGACAUACGCCAAACCCCCUCUAGCGGAUGACCGCGAGGCGCACACUAUCCAACUCGGCGUGAAUACGACUGAUACGAUACUGCAACUCGUGGAAGAACAACUCUUGCGCAUGACCACGACCCCGCUUGGGUCGGGCAGCGUGCGAGAGAAUCUUUCACACCUUCUGGAGGUAAAUGCACGUGAGCAGUUUCGUCUAAAAACGUCAAUUGUCCUUGAGGAGUCUCGUCUGCGGGCAGUUCAGAAACAGAUAGCUGCGAUUCAGGCGUCUAUAACACUUCUCAACGAUAAGUUGAACUGCACCUAG